AUGCCCGCACAGCGGCCGCGUGCGGCCUUCGAGCCGAUCGCGCCCGACUUCGACAUCAACGGCCUUAUAGAAUCCACGCCCAACUUCUCCUUUGUCGAUCGCAUCUCGGUCGACCAGAUCGGUGAGCAAGGUGUCGCCGCCUUCGAGAAGCUCGUCCUCCUCCAUGUCAUCAUCGGCGGCAAGCCUNNCGUCGUCGACGGCCUUGAGAACCGCCUGGACCCGUGGACCUUUUCUUCCAAAUGGCUGAAUGACAAUGUCGGCUCCAAGAGUGAGUCUGCCCAUACUCGUCUCUACCCUUUCCUCACUGACAUGUAUUCUNNAGUCGAGAGCUCGAAGAACCUGUCGACCAAGGAGUCCCUUCCNCUCACCAUCGGCCAUUAUCUGAGAAACAUGAAUAAGCUGAGCAAUCAGUUCUUCGAAAACACGCGCAACUACAAGGACAAGAGCCGCCAAAGGAUCUAUCUGAAAGACAUCGACUGCCCCCAAGUCUGGCAUGACAAACUCCAAGACCACAUCCCGCCCUUCCUCUUCUACCUCAAUGAGAGUACNGGAGACAUCGGCGGCCCUGGUGCCAACCCUUACNNCCUUGGCCCUGGCAGGCGUCCUGCCCGUGGAAUCGCUCGUGCUGGUGAUCUGAUGAGUUCGCUUCCUCCCGAAAUGCGCGCCGAGAACCUCAUGUGCUACAUCGGCCACGAGGGCACUUACACCCCGUCACACCGAGAAAUGUGCGCCACCAUGGGUCACAACAUCAUGGUCGAAGCUUCCAAGGAUGUUGGUGAGGAUGGCAAGCCCGAAAGACCCGGUUCUUCCAUCUGGUUCAUGACCGAGUCCAAGGACCGCAACACCGUCUCCGAGUACUGGCUCUCAACUCUGGGCCAUGAUAUUGAAGUCGAGAAUCAUUUUGCUCAAGUCUCGGCUUGGAAAAGAGCUCCUUUCAACGUCUAUGUCGUCGAACAACGUCCCGGCGACUUUAUCCUGAUCCCUCCCCUAGCUCCCCACCAAGUAUGGAACAGAGGAACACGAACCAUGAAAGUUGCUUGGAACAGGACCACACUUGAGACUCUGGAAAUGGCCAUAGAAGAGGCUCUACCAAAAGCAAAGAUUGUCUGCCGAGACGAACAGUACAAAACCAAGGCCAUCAUCUAUUACACGCUGAUGCUAUAUUCUAACAGACUCGCAUUGGCGAGAUCGCAGUCCGACAAGCUUCCCGCCGACGCCGCUCGUCAGCUGAUGGGCAGUCCCAAGAUCAAGCAACUGGUCAAAGACUUCAGGCGCCUUCUCGGCUUGUUCCUGGGUGUCCUUGUUUCCGAGAUGUUCAAUCCUGAUGGUCCUCAGGAAAAGUGCGAAUUCUUGCCUUUCGACAGCAACGUCACAUGCGCCUACUGCCGAUGCAACAUUUUCAAUCGCUUCUUGACGUGCUCAAACUGCAAGGAUGCACUCGGCCAUGAAGAAGAAGAGCCCUACGAUGUGUGCUUAGAUUGCUACGCCAUGGGCAGAUCGUGCGGCUGCAUUUCCAACCUCAAGUUUACAGAACAAUUCAAGUGGAGAGAGUUGAGCGGUAAAUACGACUCUUGGCGUAAGCAAGUCAUCGACCUGGACGGUGGCAAUGCAGCAAAAGCCCCUCCACCACUGGUCGAAGCUCGAAGGAACCUUCCUCACAAGACGCUGGCCGAAGUCUGCAGAGAGCAGCUCAAGCGCCGCCCUUUCACUGACAUUGCCAAGCCGAAGCAAGACGACGAGCAGAGUGAAGAGGACAUCAUCGUCGACGACGAAGGCCGCGUCAAGAAGACAGUGAAGAAGAAGCCCAAGGCUUGGUAUAAGACUCACAGUCCCUGCCACGUCUGUUGUAAGAGACACCCAAAUUGGAAGUCUGCAAAGUGUACUACCUGCGACAAGUGGUGGUGCUAUGGGUCUCUAUUCAGAGGAGCCGAUAUGAUGCCACUCACAGUCAUGCAGGACGCUGACUGGUCGUGCCCACAUUGCCAGGACGCAUGUUUUGCAGGAGCCUGUCGGAAGGAUCCCAAGCAGCACCCUUAUGAGCCUAAAGGCACUCUCCUGGGCCAUGAUACCAAGAGAAUUGCCGAUGCCAGAAGUGUGGAGUGUCUUGUAGACUUUUCCGUCUCUAACCUGACUUGGUUAAGAGACGAUGACGAGGAUGUGCAAGAAAGUGUCCGCAUCAGAAGAGCUCGUGAAGAGGCCAAGAGAGCGAAAGAGGCGGACCCUCUGAUGGACGACGACGAUGAUGAAGAGGGGCCCGACGUUGAGCAGAGUCACGUCCGGUUCGAUUACUCACCCGAUGACUCUAUGAUUGAUCCUCAACUUGUGGGUACUAUUCCUCAGACCACUCGAGCGAAAGGAAAGGCUGCAGCAUCCCUCCUGCCACCGCCAGAAGCAACGCUCAAAGGUGUCAAACCCUCUUCAUUGCUGGGCAAUGGCCACAAGUCAGUAACGGACGCACCUGAAGGGUAUGCCCCUGCUACGACCAGUGGGUUUGUCGCUCCGAGGGCUCGGAUGUAUCCAGAUAUUGAAGACACCAGCUACACCUACCCCGACCCUCUCGGUGAUGACGAUGAAGAUGACGGGUACCAGCCAAUUUCCUCAUUGGUCUCGGGCUCCGCACGCCGUAACAAGCGCAACCACGAGGCCUACGAAGACGAUGAUGAUGAAAUUUACAUGGAGGGUACUCGAACCAAGAGACGCAGAAUCUCGGAAGAUCCUGCUUCCGUGCUCUACAAGUCUAGGAACGAAGCAACAAAGCAAUUCGAAAAGGAGAAGGAACGCAAAGCUCUCGAUGAGGCUAAGAAGGCAGGACGAUUCAUCGCAGCACAAGUUGCUUUGAGGNNGGGAAAGAAGCGCGCCAUCCGGCUUCGCAUAUCUGGACCACGUCUUGCGCAACUGCUCGCACAACAAGCCGCCAAGUCCUUCCAACCUGUCUCUGAGACCCCAGAAGUCGACCAAGAAGUGCCACACGAGAACGUGCUUGUAAGGUCGGAUAUCGCUCUCAAGGAAAAGGCUGACUAUGAAGAAGUCGAUGUUGAAUCUGACUUCAACUCUGGAGAGGAUGAUAGAGAUGGCGCAUACAAUGGUCGUCAACGUGAGAACGGAAAGCGCAGGGUAUCGUCUUACAUCCAGAAGAAGCACAUUGAUGAUCCGGAUCUUCCUGACGAGUUGCCCGAGAACUACAAAGAUUCGAGGAGGAGGAUGGAGGGAAGGAUGGCCAACAGACCUGGACCUGCAGCCCGUGCGCGCGCAGCAGCAUCCGCACAUCCAAAGGCGAUGCCUCAGCUAGAUGGCGCUGCCGAUCAUGACGACGACAAUGCUUCUGAUUUCGACGAUGAGCAAGCAACCACCUUUGAGGAAGAGAACAGACUUGCGAAGCUGGAAGCACUAAGAAUGGUCGAGGAGGAAGCAGCUCGUGCGCCUCCACCGAUGCACCGUUCCAUAUUCGACAAAGGCAACGGGAAGAAGAUUCGUAUCGUCUCGAAAUCCAAGGACACAUCAUCGAGGAAGAAUUGA
Molecule: messenger RNA, 3516 nt
Organism: Aureobasidium vineae
Lineage: Eukaryota; Fungi; Ascomycota; Dothideomycetes; Dothideales; Saccotheciaceae
Source: the annotation of a GenBank genome assembly